CAACAGUUAGUUAUAACAUUACAAACAUCCGGAAGAGAUCAAGCAACGCUACUAUAUGCACAGUAGCACACCUAAAACUGAGGUUAAGGUUUUGACUACUUCUCUCCCGCGGCGAAAGCGCACAGCAUUGCCUACCUGUUCACAUCUUACCCCUACACAGGGCGUGCUUACGACAGAAGGAAAGAGGGGCCAGGACUGAAACGACUUUGUCGGGCUACAUAAAUCAUGAGGAAUUCCCAGCUGCGGAGCAGCGUGUUAUUUUCCAAUAGGUUGUUGAGCUGUCACAUUACAACUUGUUGCUCUAUGCAGCGCUAUUGAAAUAAAUCACGGCGCGUACCAGGUUCUGCUCUGCCACCUAUAAGUCGCUCCGCAUUUUACACCUGGGAGGCGGGCCCGGCGAUGCGAAGUCACGCCGAGCAGCCGCUUCGUUCGAAAUGCCCGGGAAGGGGAGGAACCUGGCAGGAGAAAAUGCAAACAAGUUUCGUAAAGUAACUUUCCAACAAGACCUCGCUGUCAUCUCGGCUAAUUACGACUCUGAUACGGCUUAUUAGUGCGUACCCACCUUUGCUACCUUGCUUCUCCACCCACCACCGUUUCAGAUCUUUUUCCUAGCUCCGCCUCUCGCCGGCGUUAUAAUGGGCUGGUCUGAAAGUGGUGAAGAGACACAGAACCACAGGGGAAGAGAGAGAUAAUGACAAUAACGCUAAUAACCCUAAUAACCCGGCUGCUCCCCGCGCCGCAGCGAGGAGCCGGCCCGGCUGCCCGGCGCUGACGGGGACCCGCAGCGGCGAGGAGGAAGCCGGAGAGAGCGGAGCAAGUGACCCCGGCGGCCCUCCGGAGCAUCGCCCCGCCACCGGGGAGCGCCAGACGGGACCGGCUGCAGCGCCCCGAGGACCACCGGGCUCGGGGGGGGGGCGCAGAGAGGAGCCCCGGCAGCCGGCCCUCCGCGGGGACCCGCUCUCCUCUGGCCCUAUGGAGCAAGCCGCGUAGCGACAAGGGGGACGGAGAGAGCGGCAGCAUCGCAGGGCGACGAGGACGCGGAGGGGGAAGCCGUCGGAAGCACCCCGGUGCCGAUCCCGGUCCCGGUGCCGGUGCCCGCCUAGCUGCCCGGGGAGCGGUGCCCGUCCGGCCUCCGCGGAGCUGUCCAAGGCGGUGCGGGGCCAGAGCCGCCCCCCCCCCGCCCCGGCCUCGCCCGGCCCCGCCGCCUCCCCCCCGGCCUCGCCGUCGGGGCCGCACUGAGGGGCGGGGGUCGCCCCCUCGGCCGAUCCGCGGGGCGCCAUGAAGCUGGAGGUGUUCUCGCAGCAUUACGAGGACAAGCUGAGCGCCGGCAGCGACCAGGAAGGCAGCGGCUCCCUCUCCCCGGCGCCGGCAGACAGCGAGCUGGGCUCCGACGGCGACUGCGCCGCCAACAGCCCCGGCGGCGGGUCCGGGAGGACGGGGCGCCCCCCGCAGCAGCCCCCCCCGGCCCCUCAGCAGCCUCCGCCGCCGCCACCCCCGCCGCCGCCGCCCGAGAGCGCCAAGGGGAAGCCCUACACGCGGCGCCCCAAGCCGCCCUACUCCUACAUCGCGCUGAUAGCCAUGGCCAUCCGGGACUCCGCCGGGGGCCGCCUGACCCUAGCCGAGAUCAACGACUACCUGAUGAGCCGCUUCCCCUUCUUCCGCGGCGCCUACACGGGCUGGCGCAACUCGGUGCGCCACAACCUCUCGCUCAACGACUGCUUCGUCAAGGUGCUGCGCGAUCCGGCGCGGCCCUGGGGCAAGGACAACUACUGGAUGCUCAACCCCAGCAGCGAGUACACCUUCGCCGACGGCGUCUUCCGACGGCGCCGCAAGCGCCUGAGCCGCGCCGCCCCGCCGCCCGCCCGCCCCGUCGCCGCCCCGCCGCCACCGCCGCCGCCGCCGCCACCGGGGGAGGCGACCGGAGCGGGCUCCGCGUCCCCCGGCGGCUCCCCGCGGUGCUGCUGCGCCUCCUCGCCCUGCAACUGCGCGCCGGGCCCCGGCGCUAAGAAGGAGGCGGCGACAGCGAGCGGCGCCGCCAAGUUCUCCAGCUCCUUCGCCAUCGAGAGCCUCCUCCGGAGGCCGCCGGGGCCCCGCGCCCCCCCGCAGCCUCCCCCGCAGCCCCGGCCCCACGGCCGCCUCGUGUGGCCGGCGCCCCCCGCGCCCCCGCCGCACCUGCUGGCCGGUCCCUACCCGCUGCUGCCCUACCCGGGGGCCGCGCAGCCCCCCCCCGCCGCCCUCUACGGGGGGGGUCUCCUGCAGCUCUGCGCCUACGGGCUGCCCGAGCCGCCGCCGCUGCUGCUGCACGGCGGGCGGCAGGCGCUGCCCCGCGGGGAGCCGUCGGGGGAGCGGCCGCCGGAGCCGCUCUUCCCCGCCGGCCUCCACAAAGGGGGCCGGGGGGGACCGCAGCCGGGGUCCCCGCUGUACGCCCCCCUCCGGGUGCAGCCGGCCGCCGGGGGCUCGGCCGCCUUCCAGCCGUACGCCGUGGAGACCCCCCUGGCUUAAUGGAGCCCCCCCCCCCCCGUCUGCCCCGCGAGGGGAAGCAGGGAAGGGGGCGAGGAGGAGGCUCUGGAUCCCGCACUUUAGCCCCAGAAGCGCCCAAAGCCUCCAAGCGAAAGCCUUCGGUGACUGUGCCUUAGAGAAAUGACAGCGGGUUCGCGUCAACCCAACCCAAAUCGGCCCCAAACGUGCCGUUUCGGACGUAGCCAUGAGCCUCAAGUGCUUCUUACUGUUUGUCGAGACUACUUGACUUCAGCCAUUCCCUCGCCUUCCCCUUUGGACACCCCCCCCCCUUUUUUUUUUUGUCCCCGCACCUCCCGCCACCGACGCCUUCGGUGACAGCAGGGGCUGUCCCCGCGGUGGCGGCAGCCGGGGGUCGCGCUGUGCACUCGGGAAGGCGGGGAGGGGGUGGUGGGAGGGUGGGAAAGGGGGGGUCGGGGGGGCUGCUGCGGAGCCGUAGGGUCUGUACUGCAAAGCAUCACUGUGCCAAAAGAAGCCUUUUCUCCUGUCCGGCAACUAGCAUUUCGUGGAAAGGGAAGACAUUAAAUUAUUUAUAAAAGUAGUGUUUUUUUUUUAAUUUUAUUUUGUUUUUUCACACGAGGAGAGUGCGGCUUUUUUAAUUAAUUAAUUAUUGCUCGGGGGAAGGGGGGACAGGGAAACGCCAGUCGUUGGCACCCCUGCUGGCUGGAGCCCUACACUUAAGGCCACGACCCCUGCUACUGGAAAGAGUGAUGUUUUUCGUAUUUUAUUUUCGUGUUUGUAUAUAAUAGAUGUGCGUGUGCAUUUUACUGAUGCUCGGCCACGAUGUUCCUUCUUUUUUUUUCCCCUCUUCUCCCCUAAUAAAAGCCUUCCCCAGGUAAAGCCUGCGCUAAGAAGAAGAGCACGGUGCCUGUGCUGGGAAGGGAGGCUGCUGGGGUCACCCGUGCGGGACCCCCGCGCUAUUUGGACCGCAGGAGGUGAGGGAGCUUCUCCCCCCGGCUCAGGGACUGCCUCCAGCUUUGGAAGUCCUUAAAUUCCUCGCGUCAAAUCGCCUUGCCCCGCUGCUCUUCAGCCCUGCGAAAAAAUAAGGGCUGGCUGCCCAAACCGGGGGAGGCUUGCAGCGUGCGGAAGUUCGGCGCAUCUGCCUGCCGUUUUUUAUCAUUGUUAUUAUUAUUAUUGUUUCACGAAGGACAGCAGGCGAAAGGCAAUCUUGUUGUCAUCUCUUGGUGCAAAGCAAACCCGCCGCAGGAAGGUCGUUAGCACGGCCUGGCAUCUACAGGGGGCGAAAACGCAGCAGCCUGAGCUCUAUUGGAGUAUUCGCCGGUAAUAAAAAAAGUUUUCACACCUUG
Messenger RNA from Cygnus olor (mute swan), 3824 nucleotides. RefSeq names its product forkhead box Q1 (gene FOXQ1). Gene Ontology annotation, molecular function: RNA polymerase II cis-regulatory region sequence-specific DNA binding; DNA-binding transcription factor activity, RNA polymerase II-specific. Bases 1279 to 2502 code for a protein of 407 amino acids. Gene Ontology annotation, biological process: anatomical structure morphogenesis; regulation of transcription by RNA polymerase II; cell differentiation. The record is from RefSeq and is a predicted model, not a curated record. The transcript has a single exon. NCBI's taxonomy places the organism in Eukaryota, Metazoa, Chordata, Aves, Anseriformes, Anatidae.